ACGCCGCAGAUACAAGAUAACACAGUUAAACGUAACGUUGUGGUCAUGUGAAAGAAAUACUUGCGUUUAGAAGGAAAUGUGCGCGAAUUAAGUCAUCUGGAGUUUGUAUGGACGAACUUGUCAGAAGACGUAAAAAAACUUUCUCUCGAUUCUAUACGAAUAACUUAAACGAAGGGUUAAAAUCCGCUUUGAGGAAUUUGUAAUCUGCAACCAAUAUCACCGUGAACAGACAAUUGCAAAGGAUUACUUUGAAAUUCUAGCCUGAAGACAUUUGGCAAUCAAUGUAAUGAUUAAAUUGAUAAACAGUUUUAGCAUUGUGUUUAACGUUUAAUACAAAUGAUGGAAUCAAGAUGCGUUGUUUCUUUGCUCAUUCUCCUGACUGGACACUUCGUCAUGAUAAGUGCUCAAGGGAAGGAGCAACUUUCCACGGGGCUCGUGUCUCGAACCCUGAAAUCUGCACUUGGUAAAGGCAGUGUGGUCAAUGAGUCCAUGCCUCGACGACCACGAGUUUUGCCGCCUAUGUGCACAGGUCCCACAGAAAUAAGAGAUACUUUCAAGUAUAUUAACACCGUGGUUUCAUGCAUUGUGUUUGUAGUUGGGAUAAUCGGAAACUCUACGCUGCUCAGAAUCAUUUAUAAAAAUAAAUGCAUGCGGAACGGUCCUAAUAUCCUCAUUGCAAGUCUGGCGCUUGGGGACCUUUUGCAUAUUGUCACAGACAUUCCCAUUAACGUCUACAAGCUUCUGGCUGAAGAUUGGCCAUUUGGUGUUGGACUUUGCAAAAUGGUUCCCUUUAUACAAAAGACAUCAGUUGGCAUCACAGUGCUGAGUUUGUGUGCACUGAGCAUAGACAGGUUUCGAGCAGUGGCAUCGUGGAACCGCAUCAAAGGCAUCGGCGUCCCUAAAUGGACAGCCAUUGAAAUCAUUCUGAUAUGGGUGCUGUCCAUUAUACUUGCAGUGCCAGAGGCCAUUGCCUUUGACAUGAUCACAAUGGACUACAAAGGAGAGCAACUUAGGAUUUGCUUGCUCCACCCUAUGCAGAAAAACAAGUUCAUGCAGUUUUAUAAGUCGGCCAAAGAUUGGUGGCUUUUCAGUUUCUACUUCUGCAUGCCGCUGAUGUGUACUGCUAUCUUCUACACUCUCAUGACCUGUGAAAUGCUUCGAAAGAAGAAUGGGGUCCAAAUUGUACUUAGUGAUCACCUAAAACAGAGGCGUGAGGUGGCUAAAACCGUGUUCUGUCUGGUGCUAGUCUUUGCACUGUGCUGGCUUCCUCUGCACCUCAGUCGUAUUCUUAAGCUUACCAUUUAUGAUGAAAGGGACCCCAACCGCUGCGAGCUUCUGAGUUUCUUCCUGGUUCUUGAUUAUAUCGGGAUCAACAUGGCAUCAGUGAACUCCUGCAUAAACCCGAUCGCUUUGUAUAUGGUUAGCAAGCGCUUCAAGAGCUGCUUCAGAUCAUGUCUGUGUUGCUGGUGCCUUCCUCCUGAAAUGUUAGCCAUGGAUGACAAGCAGUCCUGCAUGAAGCUAAAGGUGACAGAGCGAGGAUCUGAUCAAAGCAAUAGCCGUGCCUCCAACAAAUACACUUCAGCUUAGGCACUGAUCUGCAUACAGGUAUUGGUGGCCAACAACAUGCAUUUAACAUUUAGCUAAUGCCAUUAAACCUAACUCUGUGUCAGCUGGAGGUAUACUCAUUACAAGAAUUGCUAUGAUAGGUAUUAAGAAGGCUCAGUUUAUAUUCACUCCUGACUGGCAUACAUGUAUUGGUCAACACCAGUUGUUUUUAAAUGUGCUAUAUAAAUACAUUUGCAUUGUAUUGUAUUAUAUUUUAUGUAGUGUUAGGAACUACUUCAAAUUUGAUUUAACAUUGACAUCCACAAUUCUUAAAGGGGUCAUAGGAUACUACAUGCACUUUUACAAGUUGUUUGAACUGAAAU
Sinocyclocheilus grahami is the source of this 1928-nucleotide messenger RNA. RefSeq names its product endothelin receptor Ba (gene ednrba). Gene Ontology annotation, cellular component: plasma membrane. Gene Ontology annotation, molecular function: endothelin receptor activity. The transcript is spliced from 7 exons. Bases 337 to 1587 code for a protein of 416 amino acids. Gene Ontology annotation, biological process: endothelin receptor signaling pathway; developmental pigmentation; regulation of blood pressure. The record is from RefSeq and is a predicted model, not a curated record. Lineage: Eukaryota; Metazoa; Chordata; Actinopteri; Cypriniformes; Cyprinidae.